GAGUGAGCGAGCGAGCGAGUCCAUCCGUUAGUACCGUACCAGCAACCAACCCGGUCCCGAUCGCCGAAUCCAUAAGAGACUUUUGCGCAACCACCAUGUUCGACGUGACCAACUUCUUGAUGAGAUGGCUCUUCCUGAGCAACCUGGUCCGGGACAUUGCCGAGAUCCAGAUACUCCCCUACAMCCCCRGCGCGCCACAAUCGCCGCCGCCGUUGACGCCCGUCGGCCACGACCCCCACCAAACCCGCUCCGAUCUUUCCCYGGUGCCCUCACUGUCCACGGGGACCAGCGUGAGCUGCGAGGACGAGUGGAGGGACCAGUGCCUCAGGGGGAUCCUGUCGUAUCCACCGGGGUCCCAGCGGCUCCUCAUCGUGGACGCCAUGAGGGCCGAGCUGGUGGAACGACUCUCCUGGUCCCUGGCGGAGGCGGACCAGACACUCGACAACCACGAGAUGGUACGCCGCCGGAAGGAGGGCCGAAGCGAAAACAACAAAGGGAGGGACGGACCGGAAGAAGGCUUUUCUUCGCAAGAGGAAGAUACGUCCAGCGGCGGUGAAGAAACAACAACAACUACUACUACUACUACCGCCACAACAACAGACUCCCCGGACACGGACAUCGAAMCAAACGUCCGAAUAAAAGAAGAAUGCACACCGCCCGGUUCCGCGGCGGACUCCACGGAAAACGCCCGGGGCGAAGCAAACGAAGCCGAGCGAGACCCCRMRMCGGGGAAAGACGGUGCGUCCGGCRAAGAGGACGAAGAAGACCAUCCCGAACCGACCGCCGAGGAAGUCGGCGACGCCCAAAACACRAUACGGGUCGUCCGCGACUACCUGCCGCAGCUCGUUUCCGUGGUGCUCAAGUCYCCCCCCGCCUUUGACCCGAGGCUGGUCAACCCCGUGGAGAAGCUGCGGAAACUCAUCGUCCGGCGSUGCGUCGACGACGCCAACUGGGGGGUCGACAUGUGCUGGCUGCUGGAGGCCGAGGURGGGAGGGCCUGGAAGUCCCUCUUCGAGCACCGGCAGCAGACCGGGAGGCGCCUCAUCAUCGUCCUUCCCGCCGACAAGGCCGCGGUCCUGGCCACCAUCGGGUCGGGCAAGAAGGAGUCCUUCGACCUCCUCCAGGACGCCGAGCAGGCCACGGCGUUUGGCUACACGAUCCCGCUGGAAGGGAGCCUCCUGUACCACCGGRACYYCCCGGACMAGGGCMRGGACGACCAUUCCCGCCUUUUUGCCCGCCAAAAACUCCCGUCGAGCCUCAGCCUCCGGCGGUGCAGCCACUUUGGGGACACGAUGCACUUUAUCGAUCGGCUCACCAAGAUAUCCCUCGACCUGCGGAACGUUCCGCCCGUCCACCGCAACGCCUACCUGCAGGACAGCCUGAGGGAGCUGAACCGGAGGGUGCGGAGGCGGAUGAUCACCCGCGGGGACGUCAGCCUCGACGUCGAGGACCACCGCGGCCCCGACGACUGGCCGGCGAUCGCCGACGUCACGUCCGACAUGCUGAUGUACUCGGUGCAUCUCCCCCUGGAUCCCAUGGUGAGUACGGYACGGYACGGUACAUCGAAGGGCACGGCACCCCGGUUGGGGUUUUGACCGACCGAGAGAAACAAAUUUCGACCCGCUCGCUCACCCGGCAAUCCGUCCUCCCGUUUUUGUUGUGUUUGUGUUUUGUCUUUGUCUUUGGAACCAAUCGUUGCCCGCUUCGACUCGACUCGACUCGACUCGACUCGACUCGACUCGACUCGACUCGACAGCAAAACAAGGUGUGGCCCGGAACCGCCGCGACGCCGUCCGACCAAACCACGGAGGGCGCCGUGCGGAUCCUGAACAUCGUGUGGGAGGAGGCCCGCGUGCUGUCGUCCCGGGAGCGGUGCCCCUACCUCGUCCGCGUCGAGGUGGCCGACACGAACCUGCGGGGGAACGAUUCCCGGCUCUACGCCUCCGGCGCGCCGGGCCUGGGGGCCACCAUGGAGGAAGCCCUGGCCAUGGCCGAGGGUGCUUCGGGCGGCGGCCGGGGGGAUCCAGGAUUCGAACACUACGAGAUUCCCUCGGAGCUCCUGGCACCGGGGAAGCCCCGCGGCACCAAAAAGCCCAGCGCCGUAACGAUACGAACGAAAGACCUCCUGGUGGACGUCCCCCCGAAGGAGAUGCCGAGGGGGGGCUGGCAGGCCGACGAAACGGUCUUCUACUCCCACAGCCCCGAGGACGUGUACCCCACCAAUUCGUACGACAGCGUUCGCGAAGACGAACUCGAGCAGCUGCACUACCAGAUGCACAACGAUCCAAUGUACAACGAGUACGGCGUGGGUGCSCAGUCGCCACCCCCACCCGCACACCAAAGGUACGUCACGGAAAAAWWUUYGAAACACGCGACACACAAACAGGGUUCGGCAACAAGCUCGAAUCAUUUCGACUCACGCACACGCCGUUCAUCGUUUGUGAAAGUCCKUCUCUCUCSACGCGAGGAGCGCUSUUGGAUAGGAUAUUUGGACAACCAUUGACCGAUAAGUGCGAAGAGAUUCGACAGGCCUCGCCCUWUGGAAAGGUCGAAGGGUGGCGUCUUGCCUCGUUUAUCAUGAAAGCCGGAGAGGACAUUCGGAGAGAAGCCCUUGUCAUGCAAAUCAUUGCAAAGCUAAACGACUGGUUCAAAACCGAUAUUCCGGAACCCUACCGCCCAUACAUGCGUCCCUACACCAUUAUGUGUGUUGGAGGGGAUGCSGGCAUCGUAGAGUGCCUCGCAGAUGCCAAGAGCAUCGACGAGGUCAAAAAAGGCACGGACGGGUUCCAGAGCCUACGCGAUUAUUUUGAGCGCGCGUACGGACCUCCCGGAACCUACGGCGGUGCUYACCAACAACAGMAACAGCCCGGAACAACCACGGAGACCUUGUCGUUCGAAGAAGCGCAGGACAAUUUCCUUCGCUCGCUCGUUGGAUACAGCGUGAUUUGUUACAUACUKCAAAUCAAAGACAGACACAACGCAAACAUUUUGAUGGAUCGUUCGGGGAACAUCAUUCACAUCGAUUUCGGUUUUGUUCUGGGCGAUACACCCAAGAUGUGCAAGGUUCCUAUUUUCAGUGAAAAGGCACCGUUCAAACUGAGCGACGAGUACUGGGACGUGCUGGGGGGCUGGAACACGAACCAGGGCGGCCUGGGAGUGCGAUUUUGCCACAUGUUCGAGCACGCAUUCGCCUGUGCYUCSGCCCACUCGGAAGAAAUCGCGGCGCUGGUGGAAGCCACCAUGCUGACCAUGACGCAGAAUUCCCGCCAGGCCAGGGCACUCGCCAACGGCGUGCGAAAGAGACUGAAAAUGAGGGGACCGCCGGGAUCGAACGAACAGAAAGCCUUUGUCAUGGAGCUCGURAAUGCGGCUCGCACUAGCAUGGGUACUACCACGUACGAUUGGCUGCAAAGGAAUAUGAAUGGCUAUCAAUAAGCUAGGGAUAUUUUAAAAA
Pseudo-nitzschia multistriata is the source of this 3454-nucleotide messenger RNA. NCBI's taxonomy places the organism in Eukaryota, Bacillariophyta, Bacillariophyceae, Bacillariales, Bacillariaceae. The record is from the annotation of a GenBank genome assembly.